GCUGGGCGCAAGGCGGGAGGCGGCGGCCGCCGGGCUCAGUCCGACCGCGCAGCGGGUGGGAGGCGCGAGGCAGGAGCCGGCGGCUGGGCUCCGCAGCGCAGGCAGCGCAGCGCGGCGCCCGGGGCCUGGCCCCAUGCCCGCAGCCCCGCCGGACCGCCCUUGAGCGCGGGCGUUCAGCCCGCGCCCCCAGCCCGCCGGCACCAUUGCCCCGACGGCGCGGCCGGGCGGCCCGGCUCUACCCAGGCUCCGCGCGGGCCGGAAGACGCUGCUGGCGGCCGCCGCGGGCGUGGUGAUGCUGCUGGUGCUGGUGGUGCUCAUCCCCGUGCUGGUGAGCUCGGGAGGCCCGGACGGCCACUAUGAGAUGCUGGGCACCUGCCGCAUGGUGUGCGACCCCUACCCCGCGCGGGGCCCCGGCGCCGGCGCGCGGCCCGACGGCAGCGACGCCCUGAGUGAGCAGAGCGGCGCUCCUCCGCCCUCCACGCUGGUGCAGGGCCCCCAGGGGAAGCCGGGCCGCACAGGCAAGCCGGGUCCCCCCGGGCCUCCCGGGGACCCGGGUCCUCCGGGUCCGGUGGGGCCGCCGGGGGAAAAGGGUGAGCCAGGCAAGCCGGGUCCUCCUGGGCUGCCGGGCGCAGGGGGCAGCGGCGCCAUCAGCACGGCCACCUACACCACAGUGCCACGAGUGGCCUUCUACGCCGGCCUCAAGAACCCUCACGAGGGUUACGAGGUGCUCAAGUUUGACGACGUGGUCACCAACCUAGGCAACAACUACGAUGCGGCCAGCGGCAAGUUUACGUGCAACAUUCCCGGCACCUACUUUUUCACCUACCACGUCCUCAUGCGCGGCGGCGACGGUACCAGUAUGUGGGCGGACCUCUGCAAGAAUGGUCAGGUGCGGGCCAGCGCCAUUGCCCAGGAUGCAGACCAGAACUAUGACUACGCCAGCAACAGUGUGAUCCUGCACCUGGACGCGGGCGAUGAGGUCUUCAUCAAGCUCGAUGGAGGCAAAGCGCAUGGCGGCAACAGCAACAAAUACAGCACUUUCUCCGGCUUCAUCAUCUAUUCUGAUUGAGCCCCCAGAGUCCCUCUCCAUCUCUGCUCAUUCCUUGAGCUUCUCUCCUGGAAGGGGCAGACAAAACCCAUUCCCUACCUACCCUUAGCUGCCUGACCCAGGCUGCCUACCCUCCCCGGCUGUGACACCCCAGCCCGCCCUCACCACCGCCCAGGUCAUAGUUAGGCCCUCCCACAGCAGAGCCACAGAGUGCUCAGUUCUGUCCGCAGGAGGCAGAUUGACUGCAGGGCCUCAGCCUGCAAUAUACAUUUGCACAGUAGGACUGUUUACUGCCUUCCCUGGCCUGCCAGCCAGUCUCAGCCUGAGAGAGGAAGUUGGCAGAGUUGCUUCCUGUGCUGGGAUGAGCUUCCCUCCAACUCUGGGUUGACCCUGCCUGGGGGAGGGGCAGGUUGGGGGCUGGAUGGCUUCCCAGCACCCCUAAAGCCCCAGCCUGUCUGCACCCAGUCUGACCAAAGCUAUAAUAAAAACAUUUCCACCCCAUGGGGGUUUCAGUCUGUACCCUGGGGAGGGCUGCAGGAAAGCACCAUGGACCCUGGUCUGUUGGAAGCUUGUGGGGGGGGCAACCAGAUGCCAGAGUCAGAGCUGCUUCAGGAGGAGAGGGGUCAAAGGGCCUGAGGCCCACUGCAGCCCAUGUGCGCCUGGGUGGCUGAAAUGGGAAGCUGCCCAUACAUCAUCUUCUUCCAUGUCGGAUGAGUUCCAUUUUGCCUUUCUGAUAGUAGCACCAGCAUUCCCAAGACACAGGCAAUCCUUAAACUGGGAGACCUAGGUUCUGUUUCCUGUGACACUGUAUGAUCCUGGUCCAGUCACUCUUCUCAGACUCAGUUCUGGGUUAGUGACAGCCAUGGUUAAGGAACAAGCUUCACACUAAAGACUGGUUGACCUUGGGCCUCAGUUUUCUCAUCAGUAAAGUGUAGGUAAGGAGACCUAUUUCACCUAAUUGAGGAUUGAAGAGGUAUAAUUUAUGUGCUUAAUAAACAACUCUUAUUAUUUAUACAUCACUUUAACAUUUGCAAAAUGCUUUUAUGUAUGUCAUUUCACUCAAGUUUCCCAAAUGGCCAGAAGGUUGAAUGGGUAGUUUUUCUUCCACGGAAGUUAAAGCACUUGCUUAAUGCGAUAUAGUUGCUAAGUUCUGUAAUGGACCUGAAUCCAAGACUCGUUAAAUCUCCAUGUCCUACCACUGCCUCCCUCACCUUUUGUAACUAGGGGCUCAUGACAGUCACAUGAUUAGGGCAUUCCUAAAUAAUUAGGUUUACUAUUUACAGAGCACCCACUACGUGUCAGACACUAUGAAAGCACUUUGUAUUUUUUUUCUCCAUAGAUAUGUAGCGGGUGGGGGGAGCAGAUUUAUGGAGAUUUAUGGGAAAUUUUUGUUGUUGUUGUUGUUUGUAGUGCUGGAGAUUGAACCCAGGGCCUUGUGCUUUCGAGGCAAGCACUCUACCAACUGAGCUAUCUCCCCAGCCCAAGGGAAAUGUUUUUAUGCCCUUAACCAUGAUGCUAUUAUUUUAUUCAUUUUAAGAAUUUCUAUAUGCAUUUGUUUCUUUUUUUAGUUGUAGAUGGACACAAUACCUUUAUUUUAUUUAUUUACGUUUAUGUGGUGCUGAGGAUCAAACCAAGUGCCUCACCCAUGCUAGGUGAGUGCUCCAGCACUGAACCACAACUCACUUCUGUAUUGAGUGCCCCUUUAUGCAUUUAUUUUGAUGCAAGAGGUUUGCUUUCUUACCCAAGCUGGUCUCAAAUUCUUGGGCUCAAAUGAUCCUCCCUCAUAGCACAUCUCACUGCA
This is a messenger RNA of Sciurus carolinensis (gray squirrel), 2849 nucleotides long. RefSeq names its product complement C1q like 1 (gene C1ql1). Bases 293 to 1069 code for a protein of 258 amino acids. NCBI's taxonomy places the organism in Eukaryota, Metazoa, Chordata, Mammalia, Rodentia, Sciuridae. The record is from RefSeq and is a predicted model, not a curated record. Gene Ontology annotation, molecular function: protein binding. The transcript has 2 exons.